GAAAAGUCUCUAGAAUAUUAAUAUUAGAUACACAUACGAAAACAGUUCACAACUGGUUUUACUCUCGCUGAAGACAGAAACAUGGAAAAAGUUCUAGUAUUUCUGGCAUCUGUGUUGGGGAUCGUCUUCUCCCAAGCCCCAGCAGUCCCGCAGCCACCAAUGUGCCUUAUGGAAUGUAUGUCUGAAUGGUUCCCAUGCGAACUUGAUUGUCGAAACGAAUUCCCUCCGGAAGAUCCAGCUAUGGUUACUGCUUUUCAGGAGUGCGCCCUGCCAUGCGAACAGGAAAGAGCAGCUUGCAUGAUAGGAGCUUCAGAUCCCGCCUGUAAUAAUAAUACGGCAAACAACAUGGCUCAUCUGGCCUUCCAGGUAAAUCUUACUCCUACCACUCCAGCGCCUACCACCACCACCGCAGCUCCAACCACAACCACCACAGUGGCACCAGCACCUGCUGUGCCGGCAGCACCAGUUGCACAACAAGUUCCAGCUAAUUCUGGUCCUGUAGCACAGCCAGGGCCUGCAAAGGGCGCUCCAUUAGCAACAAAUCCAUCACAACCUCCAAAGGCACCUGCACAGCGACCUGUUUUUAAUGUUGCACCUCCACCUCGUCAGCAGAUGGGCCCGUCCCCGUCUGUGAGUGGUCCACAACCCCAACCACCAAAACCAAGGGUAGUUCCACAAAGAAAUAUCUUCUCCGGAGCACCGCCACCAAUGUCUUUCCCUAAGCCAGUACCAAACAAUUUAAAUUCCCCACAACCAGCUAGAAAUCAACUCCGCUUUAGCAGACCAAUGCCCGUUGCCAACCAAGUUCCCUCUAAUGUCGGUCCACAGCCAGUGCAACAAACUGUACAGAGAGCUGUUCAGCAAAAUUUACAAAAGCCAAUGCAGCAGAAUUUACAACAACCUGUUCAACAACAGGUAAAACAACCUGUACAACAAACUGUACCACAACAAAGACAACAAGCUCUACAAAAACCUGUACAACAAACUGUACCACAACAAAGACAACAAGCUCCACAAAAACCUGUACAACAAACUGUACCACAACAAAGACAACAAGUUCCACAAAAACCUGUGCAACAAGUGGUACAACCAAUGCAACAAGCUCAACAAAAACCUGUGCAACAAGUGGUACAACCAAUGCAACAAGCUCAACAAAAACCUGUGCAACGAGUGGUACAACCAAUGCAACAAGCUCCACAAAAACCUAUGCAACAAGUGGUACAACCAAUGCAACAAGCCCUACAAAACCCGACACAAGUACCAAACAAUCUUUAUGAUUUCCUUAAAAGCAAACAUGUACAAGUUCAUAAACUUAGUUUUAGUCUAAAAAAUCAAGGGACUGGAAAAUAAAUUUGAGUAACCACCGUCACCGUUUCGAUGUUUGUUAGAAUUCAGAAAGAGAAAGUCACAAACGCCACAAUACGUUGGGAUUCAUCUGAUUUAAACUGAAUAAUAUUAGAUAUGAAAAUCAUUCUACAAAGAGUUUUUCAUCUUACGUGAAUGUGUUAAUCAUGUCUACAUGGUAAUGAUCUGACGUAUACUUCAUCUGACAUUUCACAUCUUUUUUCAUAUAUUCAUGUUACUAACUUACGUUCAAGUGUGCUUUGAACAAGUGUACUGCAUUGUGGAGAUCGAGAUUCCGGUCUGUGAAUAGUUAACCUUAGCAAUGGAUUCACUUAUUUAAUUAUUGCACGUUUUAUAUUAAUUGGGUUUCUUUAUAUAUAACUUUGAUUUAUGUUGCUGUUAUUGUUGUGUAUUAAUGAAAUGUUAAUAAAAUGGACGUAAAAAUCAUA
Molecule: messenger RNA, 1793 nt
Organism: Saccostrea echinata
Lineage: Eukaryota; Metazoa; Mollusca; Bivalvia; Ostreida; Ostreidae
Exons: 2
Coding region: 82-1350 (422 amino acids)
Source: RefSeq, a predicted model, not a curated record